This is a messenger RNA of Dictyostelium discoideum AX4, 510 nucleotides long. RefSeq lists its product as hypothetical. Gene Ontology annotation, molecular function: calcium ion binding. The transcript is spliced from 4 exons. The record is from RefSeq and is a predicted model, not a curated record. Lineage: Eukaryota; Evosea; Eumycetozoa; Dictyosteliales; Dictyosteliaceae. The coding region runs from base 1 to 510 and encodes 169 amino acids.
AUGGCAAGCACCCAAAAUAUUGUUGAAGAAGUUCAAAAAAUGUUGGAUACCUAUGAUACCAACAAAGAUGGUGAAAUCACAAAAGCUGAAGCUGUUGAAUAUUUCAAAGGAAAGAAGGCCUUCAACCCAGAAAGAAGUGCAAUUUAUUUAUUCCAAGUUUAUGAUAAGGAUAAUGAUGGUAAAAUUACAAUUAAAGAAUUAGCUGGUGAUAUCGAUUUCGAUAAAGCUCUUAAAGAAUAUAAAGAAAAACAAGCAAAAUCUAAACAACAAGAAGCUGAAGUUGAAGAAGAUAUUGAAGCAUUCAUUUUAAGACAUAACAAAGAUGAUAAUACUGAUAUUACUAAAGAUGAAUUAAUUCAAGGAUUCAAAGAAACUGGUGCUAAAGAUCCAGAAAAGAGUGCCAAUUUUAUUUUAACUGAAAUGGAUACAAAUAAAGAUGGUACCAUUACAGUCAAAGAAUUAAGAGUAUAUUACCAAAAAGUUCAAAAAUUAUUAAAUCCAGAUCAAUAA